Messenger RNA from Ylistrum balloti, 591 nucleotides. Its product is annotated as calponin homology domain-containing protein DDB_G0272472-like. The transcript has 7 exons. The coding region runs from base 1 to 591 and encodes 196 amino acids. NCBI's taxonomy places the organism in Eukaryota, Metazoa, Mollusca, Bivalvia, Pectinida, Pectinidae. The record is from RefSeq and is a predicted model, not a curated record.
AUGUUCAACAGAAAGACAUCUACACCGGACCCCCACCGGCUGUCACCGAACUACACAGCCAACCGGAGUGUCACGCCCAACAAGAAUGACGACAAAUGGAAUCAAGCACAACACGACCUGAUGGUCAAGGUUGGCCAAAUGGAGAAGGAGGUCAAGGCUCGAAAAGAGGCAGAAGAAAGGUACAAAGACACUCUCGUCAAAAUGGAACGUCUUCAAUUGGCUCUCCAGGAAAAAACCAGUCUACAGGAGUCUGAGGCACGUGAAAGGGAGAUAGCCGAGGAAAGGUGUGAAACGUUACGUAUGACUAUAGACAAGUUGGAGGAGUAUCUCAGGAAGAAGAGCACGAACGAAUACCCUAGGGUGGGAAAGUCGGAGACAGAAAGUGUAACGAAGUCCCUUGCCGAUGUAAUCAGUGUGGAAAAUGAACUUAAGACGAAGACGAAGCAACUCGAGAAAGUGGACCUAGCAAGACGGAGAUACAGGGCACGGUGUAAACAACUUCAGAACAAGCUUUUAGACAAGGGAGUUGUGAUGGACGACGGUUGGAAAUCAGACGAGGAGGACGAAAUUGCGGAGGAGCUCGAUUUCUAG